AUGCCGUCCUCCAUUGCCAUUUCCGCUGGCCCCUUAGCUACACCAUAUCAUCGCUCGCCCAAGCGCACCAGCUAUUCUGCCAACAGCUCCUCCUUGAGCUCGCCCUCGUCGGCCCCGCCAUCGGCCGGCAAGGACAAGGCCCUGCACACCCGCCGACCGAGCCUUGUUGGCUCCGCCAUCUCCGUGCAAGAAUGGACCGUCAUCAACAUCGGCGACCCGGAUGGUCCGCCUUGGCUGAUUUUUUACCUCUCUUCUAGCCAGGGCUUCGCCUGGAAUCCAGAGAUCUUCCUUCCCUCCUACGUCGACUGCGACUACGUUCCGCUUGAGAACCGCCGAGACCCUGUUCACGCAAUCUUCCUCAGCGACGAAGAGUCCAAGAAUCUGCUCCCACAAUAA
Molecule: messenger RNA, 396 nt
Organism: Fusarium keratoplasticum
Lineage: Eukaryota; Fungi; Ascomycota; Sordariomycetes; Hypocreales; Nectriaceae
Exons: 4
Coding region: 1-396 (131 amino acids)
Source: RefSeq, a predicted model, not a curated record